UGUUCGAAGUGCUCCGACAAGUUUAUCGUUAACUCAAGGUUUAUUAAAUGUAAUCUAUGUGAAGUUAAAAAUCAUUUGAUGUGUGCUAGUAUUAAAGACGCGUGGCUAAAAAUAAUUACCGAAAACACAAAUCUUCACUGGAUCUGCGAUAAGUGCAACGGGAAGUGGUCAUCAACUGUUAGUGCUUGCAGUGAAAAUAACCUGCUAAUAAAGGAGAUUGAGUGCUUACAAAGAGAAAGAGAGCUGACUAAAAAGCUAUUAGAGGGAUUAGAAUACACAGUGUCUCUUCAAAAAGAUAUUAUUUAUUUGCAAGAAGAUCGAUUAAAACAUUCAAAUAAACAAGGUAAAGAAGGUGAAACCAGGCGGUACCACAAUCAAAACAUUACCCCGCGCCCACCGCUUUCCUCCGAGGUUGCCGGCGGCAGCGAUGCAGCCACGCAGUCAACAUCGAGUGUGGUAAGCAAUGGUGCCACAGUAAGAAAACCAACUUCUCCGAGGCCAGCAAAAAGCUUUGUGAGUGUUGCCAAAUCUACCGCCAUUGGUACCAACAAUACAACUUCAAAAUUGCCCAUGCCCAGCUCUAGCGUGACAUUAGACGUCAACAAUUGCAAUAUGAGGUUAGGCGAAACGUCAACAUUAUCAAAUUCCCGCCAAGAAUACAUUGUAAACAAUAACAAAGUAAUUUUUGAUAGAAAAGCCGUGGGAAAUGCUGUGAUCCAAGCACAGCAAAUCAAUUAUAUGGAGGAAAUUCGGCAACUUGGAAAGGACCAAUAUGAUAACGAUUGGACAGUGGUUGAUCAUAAACAAAAUCGCAACAGAAAUAGAAAAUUUGUAGUUGGCCGAGGAACGGGGGAUACAACUGCCAUAAAAACAAUACCAAAAUACGCGGCAUUGCAUGUUACCAGACUUGCCCCAAAUACUAAGCCAGAGGAUUUAAAAACCAUCUUAAUAGAUAAAUUUCCCGAGGUGGUUUGCGAACCAGUACAGUCAAAACACCCAGGUUAUCUCAAAGAGGAAAAAUGGGACGAUAUCCUAACUAUAAACGAUCCAAACAGGAAAUAUGAAAGUUUUUAUAAUACACUCUAUUACUACUUUGAUAAAUCAUUUCCUCUUUGUACUUCCAAAAAAAAGACAGAAGACAAAUCUUGGAUUAAUUCUAAUAUAAAAAACUAUGGUAAGUAUAUUAAAGAUCUAUAUGUACGGUCAAAAAUGACAAAUUGUGAAAGGCAUAAACAAUUAUUUAAAACUGAAAAGAAAAAUUAUCGCAAAUAUCUACAAAAUUAUAAAACCACAAUAAAUGAAAAUAAAAUUGCUAUUUCUGAUAAUAAAACAAAAGUUGCUUGGACCAUUUUUAAUCAAGAGUGAAAUAAAAACAUAAAAAACAAUAAAACAAUUAAAAUAUCUCAUAAUGGAAAUAUAACUGAAGAUCCACAAACAAUCGCGGAUUUGUUUAUAAAUCAAUUUGAUAUCCCAACUGUCUACCCUUCAAGUCAUAAACCUUUAAAAAACCCCAUAACUCAAACCAUAUUUUUAGAUCCUGUAGAUAGCUUGGAAAUUUUUCGUAUCAUAAUCAACUUGCCAAAUAAAUUUUCUGUAGGUCUAGAUGAAAUUCCAACUAUAAUUUUGAAACAUUCAGCCAAAUUCAUAGCUAAACCAAUAUCAAGCAUAGUAAACCUUUGUUUUCAAACAGGUACAUUUCCCUCUGCCCUUAAGGCUGCAAGAAUUGUGCCGGUACAUAAAAAGGGAGAUGCCCAGGUACUAGAGAAUUACAGACCUGUAUCUCUUCUGUCUUCCUUGUCCAAGGUUUUUGAAAGAGCUAUAUAUAGCCGAUUAAUGACCUUCUUAGAUCAGUAUAAUAUACUUUCUGAU
This is a messenger RNA of Anthonomus grandis grandis, 1869 nucleotides long. RefSeq lists its product as uncharacterized. NCBI's taxonomy places the organism in Eukaryota, Metazoa, Arthropoda, Insecta, Coleoptera, Curculionidae. The coding region runs from base 79 to 1365 and encodes 428 amino acids. The record is from RefSeq and is a predicted model, not a curated record. The transcript has 2 exons.